AAACUGAAAUAGUAUAGCUGGAGCGGCGUCCCCAACGCGCAGUGAUAUCCUACCCCCAAAUACGAUCGCAGGGAAGAAUAAUUGUCGAAUUUCGUUAAUCAGGCGACGAGAAAUUUACUUUAUUCGAGGAAAAGACUUUUGUUUUUCCAUCACGAGGCCUAUCCACCAAAUAUGGCUUCAUCCGUGAGCAGAACAGAGGAGGUGCGCGUGUCCUCGUUGACGCCUCUGAAGUUGGUGGGCUUGGUGUGCGUCUUCCUCGCUCUGUGUCUGGAUGUAGGGGCCGUGUUGAGUCCGGCGUGGGUCACGGCAGACGACCAAUAUUACCUCUCUCUGUGGGAAUCAUGCUGGAAGCCAGUCACGUCCGAAACAUGGGAAUGCAACACCACGUUAAGGACAGAUUGGCAGAUUGCCACCCUGGCUCUCUUGCUCGGUGGCGCGGCCCUCAUCUUCCUCUCUUUCCUGGUUGGGUUAGUGUCAGUGUGUCCUGGUGCCAGGAGAUGCUGUUAUACACCUGUAGCAGUGAUGCUGUUUGCUGCAGUGGUGCUGCAAGUCUGCAGUUUGGUCCUGUAUCCCAUUAAGUUCAUUGAGACUGUAAGCCUGAGGGUGUACCAUGAGUUCAACUGGGGCUAUGGCCUGGCCUGGGGGGCCACUAUCUUCUCAUUCGGGGGUGCCCUCCUCUACUGCCUGAACCCCAAGAACUACGAAGACUACUACUGAAGGAUGGAGGAGCUCAUGUUGCCAUAUCCAGUAUUCUAUCCCUGGUAGCAGCCCUUUAAACCUAGCUUUAUACAGAACAUUACAGUACAGACAGUACAGGACACAGACUGGAACAUGAAGUAACCACUGUCAAUUUAGAUGAUCAAUGUUUUACUGGCAACUGAUUGUUUACUGUCAAGUUUCAAAGAAUAAGCUCACUUGGUACAGUAUGAGUUUGAAGUUUUCCAGAAGUAUCUCACCAGUGUUCAACAUUCCCCUGACUCUGAGCAGCCAGUAAAGGCAGUGCUAUGAAAAUAUAAGACCAAUGAGAUAUCACCAAUGAACCUGAUGACAGGCAAAAUAGCAGCACAGAUGGAUUUGCCCAAACCUUACACAAGGGUGGAUCUGACGCACACAUAGAAUGUCAAAGGUCAGAAAGAUCUUCCAUCCCAGAGGAAUGUUGCUUGCCUCCACAAAUGUAUUAGAUGAUUGUUGAAUGGUAUGUGCCUUCAGUUUAUCAGCUAGUGUGGGGAAUACAGAUGCUUGGUGGGUGAAGGCACAUGACAUUGAGCAUGCUGCCAGGCACCAUGGCUUCUACUUGUCCUUCUCCAGUUCAGAGGAUGGGGUGUAUAAGAGAAGGAGACAGAAGGAAAAUGAGGAAACCCCACAGAACAUUCCCCAGACACCACCCAAAAGGUGAGUUUUUAUUGGACAAGCCAUUUUGGAAGGAAAAUGUGAUAGGUUAAUCAUUAGCACUGCAGUACACAUGACAAUAAUUACCAAAUGUAAGACCUUUGGUUACCAAUUAAAACAUGGCGCUUAACCCCUACUUUGCUCUGCUUGUGAUAGCAGUAGCCACUCUUUUCUACCCAUGCUCUGUGGUGAUAUACCUCUAUACUACUGAAGCCUAUGAUGGAGGCAUGUUUAGGAUAUAGAUCUGCUGGUUUAAAAAGAAAUUGUGCAUAACUAGUUUUUCUCCUUACAAAUUUUAAUGUAGUUGGUCUUUAUAAUAAAA
Messenger RNA from Osmerus eperlanus (European smelt), 1711 nucleotides. RefSeq names its product transmembrane protein 47 (gene tmem47). NCBI's taxonomy places the organism in Eukaryota, Metazoa, Chordata, Actinopteri, Osmeriformes, Osmeridae. Gene Ontology annotation, cellular component: cell-cell junction; membrane. The record is from RefSeq and is a predicted model, not a curated record. Gene Ontology annotation, biological process: cell-cell adhesion. The transcript is spliced from 3 exons. The coding region runs from base 172 to 717 and encodes 181 amino acids.